Diabrotica virgifera virgifera (western corn rootworm) is the source of this 3909-nucleotide messenger RNA. RefSeq lists its product as uncharacterized. The record is from RefSeq and is a predicted model, not a curated record. Lineage: Eukaryota; Metazoa; Arthropoda; Insecta; Coleoptera; Chrysomelidae. The coding region runs from base 1 to 3909 and encodes 1302 amino acids. The transcript is spliced from 2 exons.
AUGAAAUUUUAUCUCUUCAAGUUUCACAAAACUUUCGAUGGUCUUAUUGGCCUCGAUAAUCUAAAACUUUUCGAAGCCCAAUUAAACUUUCCUAAAUCACUUCUAGUUACAAAAGAUUCUACAAUCCCUAUCAAAUAUUAUGAAACAAACAAAACACAAUUUUAUUCCAUCCAUUUGGAACCAAAUUCAAUUAGCCAAGUCAAAAUUCCAGUCAAAGAAGAAAAAGGAACCAUCAUUAUUCCAACUCAAAAAGUACAAGGCGUCGUAGUACGAGAAGCCCUUACUAACGCCGAGAACCACCUCGCCUGGACCGAAAUUGCCAACUUCACGUCAGAACCCAUUCACCUUUCUCUUAUGGAACCACUCGAAAGCCAGGAAAUAGACAUUCAAGAUUUCCAUAUAUAUUCCAUGGAAACAACCUGCGGACCAGACUACAGACAAGAUAUCGACGACUUAAUUAAAACUGAACAUCUUAACGAAGAAGAAGAGGAUCAAGUUCGUCAACUAUGCCGAAAAUUCUCCGAUAUAUUUCAUCAACCAGACACUCCUCUCAGCUUUACUAACGAAGUUAAACACUACAUCAAAACCAAGGAUGAAGAGCCUGUAUAUACGAAAUCAUACCGGUAUCCGUAUGUGCACAAAGAAGAAGUAAAGAAACAAAUCUCUUCAAUGUUAGAGCAAGGGAUCAUUCGACCAAGCCAAUCGCCAUGGUCCUCGCCCAUCUGGGUCGUGGCAAAGAAACCAGAUUUAUCCGGUAAAAUAAAGUGGAGGAUAGUGGUAGAUUAUAGAAAGGUCAACGAGAAGACAAUUGACGACCGAUACAGAAUUCCUCACAUUAGCGAUAUUUUGGACAAAUUGGGAAGAUGUCAAUAUUUUACGACCCUCGACUUAGCGAGCGGAUUUCAUCAAAUCGAGAUGGCUGAAGAAGACAUUCCCAAAACAGCAUUUAAUGUGGAAAAUGGACACUAUGAAUAUUUAAGAAUGCCAUUUGGACUUAAGAACGCUCCGUCCACGUUCCAACGUAUGAUGGACAACGUAUUGAAGGGACUUCAAGGAGAAAUAUGUCUCGUCUAUAUGGAUGACGUAAUAGUAUACUCAACAUCAUUACAGGAACACAUAGUAAAUCUCACAAAAGUAUUCCAACGAUUAAGAGAAGCCCGACUAAAAAUCCAAGUUGACAAAUGCGAAUUUUUAAAAAAGCAAGUUAAUUUUCUGGGACACGUAGUCACACAACAAGGAAUAAAACCGAAUCCAGCGAAAAUUGAAGCAAUAGAAAAAUAUCCAAUACCGAAAACAACAAAAGAAAUUAGAGGAUUCCUUGGACUCUUGGGAUAUUACAGAAAGUUUAUUCGAGACUUCGCAAAAAUCACAAAACCUCUAACAAGAUGCUUGAAAAAGGACGCAAAGAUCGAACAUACACCCGAAUUCGUAGAAUGCUUUGAAACAUGCAGGAAAUUAUUAAUGAAUGAGCCUUUAUUGCAAUAUCCAGAUUUUUCCAAACCGUUUAACCUCACAACAGAUGCCAGCAAUUUUGCUAUCGGAGCAGUACUUUCCCAAGGACCAGUUGGCAGUGAUAAACCAAUUGCCUUCGCUUCCAGGACACUAAAUGAAACUGAGACCAAAUACUCAACAAUAGAAAAGGAAAUGCUAGCAAUGGUGUGGGCAACUAAGUAUUUCCGACCCUACCUAUUUGGAAGGAAAUUUAAAAUACUUUCAGACCACCGUCCCUUGCAAUAUCUAUUUUCCCUAAAGGAACCCAACUCCAAACUAGUACGUUGGAGAUUAAAAUUAGAAGAAUUUGACUACGAGGUAAUUUACAAAAAAGGAAAAGCUAAUACCAAUGCCGACGCACUGUCUCGAAUCGAAAUUCACACAAAGGAAACUAAGGACAUCGAUUCACAAAUUAAGGAAGUCUUUGACGACUUAGUAGACAUGGAAGACGAUGGAUGGUCAACGACUAAUAAUCCAGAUGCAGAUCGAAUAAUCGACGAGAUUGUAGAAGAAAAAGCAACAGAAUUAAUCCAAAAAAACAUCCCAGAAGACACUGUUGAAAACGAAGAUCAAAACAUCCAAGAAGACACUGUUGAAAACGAAGAUCAAAACAUGGAUGAAGACGGAAAUGAAACAAUACAUACAGCAGUAGAAAACCCAAUUCUUGGUAUACCUAUUUCGGAAAAACCACUUAACUUCUACAAUAACCAAAUUAUAGUCAAAAUCGUCAACUACAAUCCACGACCUCCAGCAAUUAUACAAACCUUUCCGAAUAAAAGACGUUAUCAUAUCCAGCUAUCGAAAGAUCAGCUAAAAGCUGAUACCAUAAAAAUUUUUAAGGAACACCUCAACCCGAAAAAGAAGUAUGCAAUUUUAUUUGAAGCAGAAGAAAUUGAAACCCAGUACGAUGCAGUGACCACAGCAAUUCAAAAUGGACUUAGCCAUCCGUAUUUUAGCAGUUUACAAAAUUUUGACCAAGCUCUUAGAUACCAAUUAAAAUCAGCUCAAGAAAAAUUCUCAACAAUUUACCCCUAUAGCAGAACAAGAAGAGGGCUAAUUAAUGGACUAGGAAGCAUUAUCAAAGCAAUUUCUGGAAAUUUAGAUCAAGAUGACGCAGAAAAAUACAACAAUGCUAUAGAAACCUUACAGACGAAUCAGGAAAAUCUUAUAAAUCAUCUUAAUCGUCACAUUAGCCUGAACAAGAAGAUUAUAAAAGAGUUUAACGAAACUAUCACAUUACUAACACACAACCAAGAAAUAAUAGCAGAAGAAGUAAAUAAUAUCAGCACGAACCUCAAUACAUUUAUUUUUGACUUCAAUCAUUAUUUGCAAGCAAGGAAUGUUCUCGACCAAUUAAAUUUGACCCUUCAAAUUAUACUUCAGUUACUUAAUGACCUAGAAGAAGCCAUUACAUUUUCUCGUGUAAACACUCUCCAUAACAGUGUGAUCAAGAAAGACGAAAUAAAAUGGAUAAUCAAUAAAAUGCUAGAGCACCAUAAGGCAGACCAGCUUGUGUACAUCGAAGACGAAGACAUCCUGAAGUACUACGACAUCAUCAAAGUAGAUGCCUAUUAUUCAAACCAUACUAUUAUAUUUAUCCUUCAUUUUCCUGUCCUACAUCCUAAUUCCUUUACUUAUUAUCAUUUAUUUCCUAUACCUACCGCAAAUUCUACUACAAUCAUUCCUCCCGAGCCAUAUCUCCUCAUAAGCGAAAAAUCCUUUCAAUAUUUGGAAGAACCAUGUGCCCGAAUCGACACAAGAUAUCUUUGCCAAGAAGGAACAAUGCUGGAAGCAACGAAAACUGACGACUGUAUCAAACAAAUCCUGCAGUUGAGCACCCAAGAAGCUUCUUGCCAAUACACCCCCGUCCAAACUCGAGAUGUCAUCAUACAAAGACUAUCAGAUGCCCACUAUAUAGGAAUAUUCCCCGAAUCAACCAAAAUUACAACUCGAUGUUCUACGACAAAAAUUUUAGGCCUAAAAGGAACUUAUCUCAUCAAUCUUCCGCCCAGAUGUGAAUUCAAGACCCCAAUCCAGAGUUACAUAAAUUCAAGAACAACCAUCCCAGAGGAACCACUAAUGCUUCCCAAAAUUAGGACCAUAGAUAUUCCAACAGCGAUUAAAUUCAAACCAUUAAGAAUAGAUCACAUCCCCUUAGACAAACUGCAUGAACUCUCUAAGGAAGAGGAACAUCUAGAGACCAUUAACCCGAAAUUAUGGAACCAUAGCCAUAACCAUUUUUGGAUGACUCCUUUAUAUAUCUUAAUUACAAUAAUCUGCCUCUAUAUAUGUUACAGGUAUAAAACAAAUAACAAAAAGCCCAACUCUAGCGACGAAACUCCAGAAGAGGCCAACUCAACAGUUCUGUUCGUCCCUCACAAAACUUCUUCAGGGGAUGGAGUAGUUACAGUACAAUGA